AUGGCAACCCCUGGAGCGCCCUCCCCCGACCAGCUCUCAAGAUGCACCGCCCCGCCCCCCAGGGCCUCAGGGACCCCGCGGGGAGGGGGGCGGGGCCAGAUUGGAGGAGCCGCGUAUAAAGGCCGGGCGCUGCCGCGGUCUCGCAGAAGAGAGCGGAGAGGCGAGAUGGCGGCUUUGCCGCGGCUCCUGCCGCUUCUGCUUCUCCUCCUCGCCGCCUCUUCGACCGCUCUUCUGGUGAUCAACGCCCAUUCUUCCUGCCCCGGGCCUCUGGCCAUACCGUGCAUUCCACGUUCGUAUUCGUGCCACUUUCGCUCCGCUCUGUGGGCCUGCGAGUCCGCGCACCCGCACGCGGCGCCUGGCGCACCCGCUCCCGCGGACGGAGCUGGCCCGACUCCUCGCCUUGGUGUUCCCCUCCCGCAGCGGGGGAUCGGGCGCCGGGAACCGGAGCGCAGGGGACCCUCAGGCCUCCGGGGCCGCACACUGGCUGCGCACACUCCAGCGGAACGCCCCCGAAACGCGCCUGGCCUCCAGCUCCCCGCAGAGCCGAGGGCAGCCACAGGCCCUAAGUCCCAUCCUCCUGCACACCGCCUCGCUUUCGCGGACCGCCUGUACUCCAUCCGCUAUCAGACGCUAUCGGAGGCUGAGACGCCAAGGGAGCCCUUGGAGCGUUAGGAUCCAGGCAGGUUCAAUGUCACCAUGGCAACCCCUGGAGCGCCCUCCCCAGACCCGUUCUCAGAUGCACCGCCCCGCCCCCCAGGGCCUCAGGGACCCCGCGGGGACCGGGGCGGGGCCAGAUUGGAGGGAGAUGGAGAGAACCGCCCCGCAAUUGGCCCGCGGCGCGCAGCGGUGAAAUCCGCCUGGCGACUGGCCGGA
Molecule: messenger RNA, 873 nt
Organism: Bubalus bubalis (water buffalo)
Lineage: Eukaryota; Metazoa; Chordata; Mammalia; Artiodactyla; Bovidae
Exons: 2
Coding region: 1-672 (223 amino acids)
Source: RefSeq, a predicted model, not a curated record